CGGUCUGCAGGCGUGGCCUGUCCUUACAGUUCCUGUCUGCAGUCUCUGCUCAUCCCCUGUACCGUGUCCGCAGUCUCUGCUCAUCCCCUGUACCGUGUCCGCAGUCUCUGCUCAUCCCCUGUACCGUGUCCGCAGUCUCUGCUCAUCCCCUGUACCGUGUCCGCAGUCUCUGGUCCUCUCCUGUACCGUGUCCGCAGUCUCUGGUCCUCUCCUGUACCGUGUCCGCAGUCUCUGGUCCUCUCCUGUACCGUGUCCGCAGUCUCUGGUCCUCUCCUGUACCGUGUCCGCAGUCUCUGGUCCUCUCCUGUACCGUGUCCGCAGUCUCUGGUCCUCUCCUGUACCGUGUCCGCAGUCUCUGGUCAUCCCCUGUACCGUGUCCGCAGUCUCUGGUCAUCCCCUGUACCGUGUCCGCAGUCUCUGGUCAUCCCCUGUACUGUGUCCGCAGUCUCUGGUCAUCCCCUGUACUGUGUCCGCAGUCUCUGGUCAUCUCCUGUACUGUGUCUGCAGUCUCUGGUCAUCUCCUGUACUAUGUCCGCAGUCUCGUCAUCUCCUGUACUACUGUACUAUGUCUGCAGUUUCUGGUCAUUUCCUGUACUAUGUCUGCAGCCCAUUUGUUCA
Molecule: messenger RNA, 618 nt
Organism: Staurois parvus
Lineage: Eukaryota; Metazoa; Chordata; Amphibia; Anura; Ranidae
Source: the annotation of a GenBank genome assembly